Dreissena polymorpha is the source of this 2906-nucleotide messenger RNA. Its product is annotated as potassium voltage-gated channel subfamily KQT member 1-like. The record is from RefSeq and is a predicted model, not a curated record. Gene Ontology annotation, cellular component: membrane; voltage-gated potassium channel complex. Gene Ontology annotation, molecular function: voltage-gated potassium channel activity. The transcript has 15 exons. Gene Ontology annotation, biological process: transmembrane transport; potassium ion transport. NCBI's taxonomy places the organism in Eukaryota, Metazoa, Mollusca, Bivalvia, Myida, Dreissenidae. Bases 467 to 2269 code for a protein of 600 amino acids.
AACAAAAUAGCCAUAAGUCGUGGUGUAAACACCAUACAUGUAUAAUGAAAAAAAUAAAGGCAUUGCUAUUUCGGAAAGGAUUAGCGAUGUAAAGUGUUGAAUUCCCUUCGGAUGUCGCACUGUGUUGGGCUACAAUGAUAUUAUGGUCAAUAGAGCGAACAACAAGAGGCCAGAAAGAUAAUUGUUGGAAUAAUAAUGAACCAAUAAUGUAAAAUAUUAGAGACCGCUAUGCAAUCCAUUGGAUCUGCAAGAUGUGUCAAAUCAACGAGGAACACUCCAAUCUACUUUAUAUUUGAAUUCCUGCAUGUUUAUUCGCGUCGCGAAUUGAAUAACAGCAGGGGUUGAAAUGGGAAUUUUAUCGUAGAAUAACGACUAUUGGAUAAUAAACACCAUUGCGUGAAAAUAAUGUGGAACUUGCUGGAAAACCGUUUGCAAGAAAGCAUAGAUUAACUUCAAUAAAGUGAUCAUGGAUCCCGGUAUGAAUUACGAAAAUGUUAAUCCGGUGAAAUCUUUUCUUCCAAAGGACAUUGGUCGGCGAGGUAACAAGAAACUGUUUGAAAUGACGAUAGGUGCCAAUACAAAUACGCCAAAUGGUUGCGCCGUACAAAUGUCUGAAUGUCCUGAAUCAGAGGACAACGCAACGGAAUCCACGCCCAUGCAAGAAGGCAGUGGAAAAACGAACAAUGUACCGCAUCUCAUAUAUAAAAAUUAUCACAGACAUGGACAGUUGUCUAUCCAAGUGAAAAUAUAUAACUUUCUUGAACGGCCUACUGGAUGGAAAUGUUUUGCAUAUCAUUUCACUGUGUUUAUGAUGGUUUUGUUCUGCCUCAUUAGCAGUGUCCUAUCUACCAUCGACGAUUAUGCCGACUAUGCUAAUCACGCUUUGUUCUGGAUGGAGAUAGUUCUGGUUGUCUUUUUCGGCGUCGAGUACGUCAUUAGAUUAUGGUCGUCAGGAUGUCGCAGUAAAUACAUGGGAAUUAGAGGACGGAUUCGAUUUGCCACAAAACCAAUCUCUGUUAUUGAUUUCCUAGUGGUUGCAGCGUCAAUAGUCGUGUUCCUAAUUGGUUCAGAGGGACAGGUGUUCGCGACGUCAGCAAUAAGGGGUGUGCGGUUUCUACAGAUACUGCGCAUGCUCCACGUGGAUCGUCAAGGUGGCACGUGGCGGUUGUUAGGCUCAGUAAUUUACCUGCACAGACAGGAACUGAUCACCACGUUGUAUAUAGGUUUCCUUGGUCUCAUUUUCUCGUCUUAUUUUGUCUACUUGGCGGAAAGGGAGUUGAAUAGCCAAGACUUUAGUAGCUAUGCAGACGCUCUUUGGUGGGGCGUGAUAACGGUGAUGACCAUAGGUUAUGGGGAUAAAGUGCCGAGGACGUGGAUGGGGAAGAUUGUGGCCUCGUGUUUUGCUGUGUUUGCAAUAUCUUUCUUUGCUCUACCUGCGGGUAUACUGGGAUCAGGCUUUGCGUUGAAAGUUCAACAGAAGCAGCGUCAAAAACACUUCAACAGACAGAUCCCGGCGGCCGCUACUCUCAUUCAGUGCCUUUGGAGGGUUCACGCUGCCGAACCCGCUUCAAAAUCCGAAGCCACCUGGCGUAUACACAUUCACGACACGAGUUCGGACGAGACCGUCCUGGCCCGCAUGGCGCGGCGAGCAAGUCUGACGUUACGUAAGCGACGUUUCAGCACGCGACUCGACGCGGGGUCCCUCAGUCACGUUCCGAGGGAGAGCGUGUCUUCGUCAAUAAAUUUCGAUAACGAGAAAAUGGCCACACCAAAGUCGCACAGGCGAGACAGUUUCUGGAGCCACAGGCCCAGUAUCAUAGGCUUCAACUUUGGGAGGGACGACAUUGAUGACACAGACGCCGAAUUCGACGAACCGGAAAAAGUGGUUGUAUUGACAGAAGCUCAUAAAACAGCUAUAAGAGUUCUCCGAAAAAUUAAAUACUUCGUUGCUCGAAGGAAGUUUCAGCAAGCGCGCAAACCGUACGACGUUCGUGACGUCAUUGAGCAAUAUUCUCAAGGUCAUCUGAACAUGAUGGUGCGGAUCAAAGAACUUCAGCGCAGAAUCGACCAGUCGCUCGGAAAACCCGGUAUACUGCAAUCCAAAAGUUGCAAAGAAAGGGAACGCCAAACAAUAAGUGCUAGAGUCAUGAAAAUUGAAAGUCAGGUAUUCAAGAUGGACCAGAAGAUCGACCAGGUGCUGGUACUAUUGCAUACCUUGGUAAAGAGGCGACAAGUGGUCAACCAGGAAUCCAAGGAGGACGAAGUUUGAGAUCAUAUAAUAGAUAACCAAUCACGCAAAGUUGUGUAAAUUAAAUCUAGUUUAAUUAAACUAUGAUGUGGUGUUUUGCUCAUGAACAACGGUUUGUUUUGAGUGUUUUAUAUUAACCAUCACAAGUCUGUUUUAAACCAGGUUUUCCGAAGGAAAAAACUGGUUAUUAGAUUGGCGAAUGCGGGCGGGCUGGCUGGCUGGCUGGCGGGCUGGCUGGCUGGCUGGCGGGCUGGCGGAACAAGCUUGUCCGGGCCAUAACUAUGUCGUUCAUUGUCAUAUUUUAAAAUCAUUUGGCACAUUUGUUCACCAUCAUUGGACGGUGUGUCGCGCGAAAUAAUUACGUCGAUAUCUCCAAGGUCAAGGUCACACUUUGAUUUCAAAGGUCAAAAUUGGCAAUAAAUGAGCUUGUCUGGGCCAUAACUAUGUCAUUCAUUGUGAGAUUUUACAAUUAUUUGGCACAUUUGUUCACCAUCAUGGGACGGUGUGUCGCACGAAAGAAUCACGUCAAUAUCUCCAAUGUCAAGGUCACCACAACUUAAAAUAGAUUUAUUUUGAAACAAACUUACAAAGGGGGUUAAUUUUUUUUGUUCAUUUCAAAAUUUCAGUUUGAGUUGUCUCCCUUAAUCAGAUUUUUUUC